Ananas comosus (pineapple) is the source of this 669-nucleotide messenger RNA. Its product is annotated as replication protein-like. Gene Ontology annotation, biological process: DNA replication initiation. The transcript has a single exon. The annotation marks the transcript as partial. The record is from RefSeq and is a predicted model, not a curated record. Gene Ontology annotation, molecular function: DNA-directed DNA polymerase activity. NCBI's taxonomy places the organism in Eukaryota, Viridiplantae, Streptophyta, Magnoliopsida, Poales, Bromeliaceae.
AUGAAAAAUGGGUUAGUAGUGAAAGACAAUGCUUUGAUUAAUGCUAGUUACAACCUAGAAGUAACUGAACAGCGUUUAAUGCUUUUAGCAAUCAUCAAUGCAAGAGAAACAGGAAACGGAAUAACAGCAGACAGUAAGCUACAAAUACAUGCAAGUGACUACAUGAAGCACUUUAAUGUUGAUAAAAAAACAGCUUAUGAAGCCUUAAAAAAUGCGGUUGAUAAUUUAUUCAAUCGUCAAUUUUCAUUUAGAGAGGUUAGGGGAGGUACAGAUUUUAUUGUUAAAUCACGUUGGGUUAGUCGGAUUGCAUACGCUACAAACGAAGCAAUACUAGAAAUCACUUUUGCCCCCGAUGUUGUACCUUUGAUUUUGCGAUUAGAGGAACACUUUACAAGCUAUCAACUAAAACAGGUUACACAGCUCACCAGUAAGUACGCUAUCCGCCUUUACGAGUUGCUUAUAGCGUGGCGUGAAGUCGGUAAAACGCCACAAAUUGAGUUGUCGGAGUUUAGGCAUAAACUUGGCGUUGAAGAUAACGAAUACAAAGACAUGCACAACUUUAAAAAGCGUGUGCUAGAACCGUCAAUUAAACAGAUCAAUGAGCAUACAGACAUCACAGUAACUUACGAACAACAUAAGCGAGGGCGUACUAUUUCAGGCUUUUCAUUC